ACCGAGUAUCGCAGGAAUCAGAUUCACUGUCGGUGAAGGUAGGAUGCGACGCACAGGAGGAGAAGCAGGCCGGCGAGACGAAUCGCAUCAAGUCGACGAAAUAUACGCUGCUCACCUUCCUGCCGCUCAACCUGUUCGAGCAGUUCCGCCGCAUCGCCAACCUGUACUUCCUCUUCAUGACCGUCAUAUCGAUAGUGAUAGAUAGCCCGGUUUCGCCGAUGACGUCGCUGGUGCCGCUAGUGUUCGUGAUAGCGGUGACCGCUGCCAAGCAAGGUUACGAAAGCUUUCUGCGCUACCGGGCGGACAAUAUGGUCAACUUCUCGCCGGUGACGGUGAUACGGGGCGGCGAAACGAUCGACAUCCGCUGCCAGGACAUACGGCGCGGUGACAUUGUGCUGAUGUCGCGCGACUGCGACAUACCGUGCGAUGUGGUACUGCUGCAGAGUUCGGACGAGCACGGCCGGUGCUACGUGACCACCGCCAACCUGGACGGCGAAACGAACCUCAAGACAAUGGCGGCCCCGAAGGGUGUGCCGAGCGUGCCGCCGGAACGGCUGAACACGAUCGGGCGGAUCGAGUACGAGCGGCCCCAUACCGAUCUGUACAGCUUCAAUGGGCGGAUCGAGCUGGCGGACAUGUUUGUGAUCGGAGGCGAACACAGCGUACUACCGCUGGCGGCGGAAAAUCUUUUACUGCGUGGUAGCCGGAUCCGCAACACCGAGUGGGCGAUCGGUUGUGCGGUGUAUACUGGGCAGCAGACGAAGCUGGCACUGAACAGCCGGAUGACAACGAGCAAGAUGAGCUCGAGCGAACGGUACGUCAACAAGUAUUUGGUGUUCUUUCUGGUGCUGCUGGUCGUUAUCGUUACGGUCAGCUACUUUCUCAAGCGCUACAACGACGAGUAUCAGACGCAGCACAACCUCUACCUCGGCGAGAUACUGUCCAACUAUCGCGUGUCACAGUUUCUGCAGGACUACUUCUCGUUUCUCAUACUGUUCAACUAUCUGAUCCCGAUCUCGCUGUACGUUACGAUCGAGAUGGCCAAAUUUCUCGGCGGGUUCUAUCUGGAGUGGGAUCCGGAGCUGUACGAUGAGGAGACGGACCAGCCGUGCAUUGUCAACACGUCCGACAUUAACGAGGAGCUUGGGCAGGUGUCGCUACUGUUCUCGGACAAAACGGGCACGCUCACCAAGAACAUUAUGAUCUUUCAGCAGUGCUCGAUCAAUGGGCGAAAGUACGAGCAGAAGGGUCGCCGGUUGCAGGAAUUCGACCGCCGGAGUGCGCACAAAAUUAACGAGCUUUCGAGCCAUGUGUACGAGUUCUUCCAAGCGUUGGCCGUGUGCCACACGGUGCAGGUAGCGGGCGACUAUACGAAUGAAACGGAAGAGGAUUCUAGCGAAGCGCCUGCAAUAGGGGCGCUAGGGACCGAGACUCUGCUUGAGGUAUCGCUAAACUCCGUCGGUGCCAGUACUGUCGUGCAGUCGGAAUCUACCACCCAGGGGUCCCCGGUACGCAACAGUCGGCGGCCGACAAGCGCACUGUACGAAAAUCAGCCCCGUGUCGAGGUGACGCCACCGGUCACCCGGCCCCAGAGUUUGUACGAAACGCUUGAAACGAGCUUCAUUCAGCGGCAGCCGAACUUUAGCAGCAGCAACGGCCAUCUGCAGCUGCCCGACCUGCAGCCCGAGCUGAAGCGCACCAUCUCGGCGUACGAGGAGAAACCGCCGACGCAACCGUUCGGCGAUAUGAAGCAGCUGAGCCAUCGGCGUACCCAGUCCCACGUACCGUUCGGUGUGAAUCGUCCGAAAAGCUACCAAAAUGCUGUGACCGGCGGUGCGUUGGUGGCACGACCGGUGGUGACGUUGCGCCGCAACCGUGGCUCGUACGUGUCACGCUCGGUAAGGGAAUCGUACGCAGCGCCGGCCUACAACGAAUCCGCUCUGGUACAGCGUCAGGAAUCGCAUCUCCGGCAGCGCGAGGUCGACUCAUUCAUUCGCAAAAUGGACUAUCAAGCAUCGAGCCCGGACGAGAAAGCGCUGGUGGAGGCAUGCGCACGUAUGGGUCUCGUGUACAUCGGUAACGACGGUGACCAGAUGCAGAUCAAGCUGCGCCGCUCGUGCGUGCGGGCGAAUGUGCGAUCCCGGCUCGGUGAAGUGCCGGACGAGGAGCUGGUACAGUACGAGCGUCUGGCGGUGCUCGAGUUCACCUCCGACCGGAAGCGUAUGAGCAUCAUCGUACGUGACGCGCACGGUCAAAUUUGGCUCUACACCAAGGGUGCGGAAAGUCACGUACUGCCACUGUGCGCUCACUCGCCGCUCAUCGAAACGACCCAGCGCCACAUUGACGAGUUUGCCAAGUUGGGGCUCCGUACGCUGGCGGUUGCCCGGCGCCGCCUAACGGAGCAAGAGUUCCGCACGUUCAGUGACGAGCUAAUGGAAGCCGGCAGCUCCCUGGUAGACCGUGCCGAGCUGGUUGAAGCCUGUCAGCGGCGUAUCGAGACAAACCUGGAGCUGCUAGGUGCGACCGCAGUGGAGGAUGCACUGCAGGACGACGUGCAGGAUACGCUGCAAGCACUCGGCCAGGCCGGUAUCCGUGUGUGGGUGCUGACCGGCGAUAAGGUGGAAACGGCACUCAACAUUGCACUGAGCUGUGGCCACAUCCCGGACGGUUCUGCCCGCUACUUCAUCACCGACUGCCGCACCCCGGAACAGUUGCAGCAGCAUCUCGACACGCUGGCGCUGGAGAUGUUCCGGCAGCGCGAUACACCUUUCUCGAUGCUGAUUGACGGUACCAGUCUGGCGAUCGCGCUGGACUCCCACCGGGAACAGUUUCGCGACGUGAGCGAGCGGUGCCGGGCGGUACUGUGCUGCCGGCUGAGCCCGCUGCAGAAGUGCGAGGUGGUGCAGCUGAUGAAAACGUCCGACAGUGCGCCAGUGACGGCGGCGAUCGGGGACGGUGCGAACGACGUGUCGAUGAUACAGGAGGCGCACGUUGGGCUGGGCAUUGUGGGGCGCGAGGGUCGCCAGGCGGCCCGGUGUGCGGAUUACGCGUUUGCGAAGUUCUGCAUGCUGAAGAAGCUGCUGCUGGUGCACGGCCACUACUUUAGCACGCGGCUUGCGGUGCUGGUGCUGUACUUCUUCUACAAGAACCUCGUGUUUAUGGGCGUGCAGCUGUACUUCCAGAUACAUAGCCUGUUUUCGAACCAGUCGGUGUACGAUUCGGUGUUUCUCACGCUCUACAACGUUGUGUACACCGCGAUACCGGUGCUGGUGCUAGCACUUACGGAGAAACCUUACCAAGAGCAGACGCUACUUAAAAAUCCCUCGCUGUAUCAGAAGGUGGCCGGCAACAAGCAGUACGCGUGGAAAUACUUUAUCGGAUGGCUAGUGCUGGGCAUCUAUCACUUCUCCAUCAUCUACUUCUUCACGUACGCCGUCUGGAGCGGGAAUCCGGCCCUGUACGCGAACUGGCCGGCGACGGUCAGCUUCUCCUGUUACGGCACCGUACUCAUCCACAACGUAGUCGUGCUCGUCAACCUGAAGCUGCUGAUCGAAACGAUCUACAAGUCGUACAUCAUUAUCGCAACCGUCCUGCUGUCCAUCUUUGCCUUCAUGGGGACCACGUUCGUGUACAACCUGCUGCACAUCAACUACGACGGUUCCAUGCUGCACGUGUACAACAAUCUGCUCUCGUCGCUAACGUUCUGGGUGCUGAGCAUUGUGAUACUGAUAGCGGGCUUCCUGCCGGACCUGACGAUGCUCGCGAUACGGGCGAUGGAAAUUAAGCUCGGUCACAUCUUUCCGGGCGGUGCCAAAUAUCGGCGUGUACUGUUUCAGCGCCGUAGCGAGCAGCUACAGUCUACUGAUCUUUAG
Messenger RNA from Anopheles maculipalpis, 3872 nucleotides. Its product is annotated as phospholipid-transporting ATPase IF. Bases 177 to 3872 code for a protein of 1231 amino acids. NCBI's taxonomy places the organism in Eukaryota, Metazoa, Arthropoda, Insecta, Diptera, Culicidae. The record is from RefSeq and is a predicted model, not a curated record. Gene Ontology annotation, cellular component: plasma membrane; endoplasmic reticulum; trans-Golgi network. Gene Ontology annotation, biological process: phospholipid translocation. Gene Ontology annotation, molecular function: ATP hydrolysis activity; magnesium ion binding; ATP binding. The transcript is spliced from 6 exons.